ACUUUACUGAACAGACUUUUAUUGUGAAACGAAGUGGUUGAACGUCCGGGUCGCUGGUUAACGAACAGUCACUGCCAUUACCUGCCGCUCGUAGCCGUGUGAGAGAAAGGCCAAUCAAAAUGCAAACAUCUCUCGUAAACCUCGCUUUAUUUUCAUCCCUGCAGCUCUUGUUGUCCCUGACGUGCUUUCAGGACGUCGUCGAGGCAGCCAGCGCCAAAGGGUUUGGAGACAACAUCCACUGGAGGACACUGGAUGAUGGCAAGAAAGAAGCUGAGGCCAGCGGGCUGCCGAUCAUGGUCAUCAUCCACAAGAGCUGGUGUGGAGCCUGCAAAGCGCUGAAGCCCAAAUUUGCUGAGUCCAAGGAAAUCUCUGAAAUUGCACACAACUUUGUUAUGGUCAACCUGGAGGAUGAGGAGGAGCCAAAGGACGAAGCCUUCAGCCCCGACGGUGGAUACAUUCCUCGGAUUCUUUUCCUGGAUCCUAGCGGCAAAGUCCAUCCUGAAAUCACUAACAAGAAUGGGAACCCAAACUACAAGUACUUCUACAGCAACGCAGAACAAGUCGUGUCCGGUAUGAAGGAGGCGCAGGAGAAGCUGACGGGCGACGCCUUCAAGCACGGUCACACUGGAGAUGAGCUGUGAGGGGGGGCAGAGAUGGGCAUCAGACUGUAAGGGCUACAUUUCCUCUACCUGAGCUACAAAGCGCCCUGUAAUACACCCCCAAACAACCCCUUCCACUAUUUAUACUCAUACUUUAGACAGUGGGGUCCAUCUCACUGACAAAGUAAGCCAACCAUGAAAAGGCAUCGGUGCUUGAGUAUUUCUUUUUGUCUCGUAUGUCUUUUGUUUUUUUUUCCAACAUAACCACUAAUUUUCCUGUCAUCGUCUUUGUUUUAAACCAUGUAUAUUUGUAAUCUACUGUUGUUAAUGAAAUGCCAUAUACUGUACGUUCUGUCUGUAAAAGAUAAAAACACCUCAAGCUAGCCAAGUUAACUGCAGUGUUUCAUCUGUUGUUGGAUGGAAAAACUUCACAUUGUCAAUACGCCAAGCAUUUUACCACCCAAGUAAAAUGCUUUGUCACUUGACAGUCUCCUUUUUUGGUUCCGAUAGGUUUCCCAAACGCAUUGUAGAAUAUGAAAUCCCUUAAGUUGAACCAGUAGUGUUUGAAUGUUUUUAACCCAACAGCAAUGAUACUGUACUUCAGAUUAGUCAAGAUAAAUAUUUUAACACCUACAGUGAUGUGCUUCCAAAGAUCCUCUUCAGUAUGUUAAAUAUAUCCGUGACAAUAUUCAUCCUGCACUGUUAGAUUAGCUCUGUACUUCUGAUUUCUGUUAUCCAGUCUUUAAAAUAAUUUUCAAUGAAUCCUGCCAAUGUAUCUGUACUUAUUUAGCUAUAUCUGCAUACCUGUUGUUGUUUUUUUUUCCUGUUCCAAGUUUGUUUCGGUGCUUGUGAAGUGACACCACUGGGGUUUUUUUUUUUU
This is a messenger RNA of Xiphias gladius (swordfish), 1479 nucleotides long. RefSeq names its product thioredoxin domain containing 12 (endoplasmic reticulum) (gene txndc12). Gene Ontology annotation, cellular component: endoplasmic reticulum. NCBI's taxonomy places the organism in Eukaryota, Metazoa, Chordata, Actinopteri, Istiophoriformes, Xiphiidae. The record is from RefSeq and is a predicted model, not a curated record. The coding region runs from base 120 to 641 and encodes 173 amino acids. The transcript has 7 exons.